Conger conger (European conger) is the source of this 663-nucleotide messenger RNA. RefSeq lists its product as uncharacterized. The record is from RefSeq and is a predicted model, not a curated record. The transcript is spliced from 5 exons. Lineage: Eukaryota; Metazoa; Chordata; Actinopteri; Anguilliformes; Congridae. Bases 1 to 663 code for a protein of 220 amino acids.
AUGAAGACUGCCAGGCCGGGGGACUCUGGGCAGUACAACUGCACAGUUACUGACUUUGGAUAUGACCCCUGGAGUUCCGAGUUUUCCACUGAUCUGACGGUGGUCGAGAAGUCCUUACCCCCAUUGGUGGUCGCGGGCUCCCAGGGCUUCAUGGUGAUAGAGGGGAGUGGCCUCGUGACCUUGAAGUGCGUGACCUCCUCUGGCCCCUCCCCCGUGAGCUGGAGAUGGUACAGGCUGGCCGGGGCGGGGCUUCCGCAGGUGGAGGUGGGGCAGGAGCAGGAGCUGAGUCUGGGGAGGACAGCGGACAGUGGGGAGUAUCUGUGCCGAGCUGAAACCUCCACCCUGGGCCUCACACAAAUAGACCACAGUGACUCUCACCAGGUGAUCAUCAUCCCUUCCCCAGUGGCACACCCAGUGGGCAUAGCUGCCCUUGCCCUGGUUUUCCUCUGUUUACUGCUCCUGCUCCUGGUGGCUGUGUGGCUCUUCAUCCACGGCUACGGCUCCCCUGCCAAAAGACACCCCGGGCCUGGAAUGGAAUUGAAGGAGGACUCCAAAACAGUGGAGGACGAGGUCUACAUGAACUGCGAGACGUCAGGGGAGGGCUACACUGACCAGAACCACGACGAGAUACCAGAGGAAAACACCUACGAUUGUCUGUCCUGA